Messenger RNA from Phanerochaete carnosa HHB-10118-sp, 795 nucleotides. RefSeq lists its product as uncharacterized. The transcript is spliced from 4 exons. Lineage: Eukaryota; Fungi; Basidiomycota; Agaricomycetes; Polyporales; Phanerochaetaceae. The record is from RefSeq and is a predicted model, not a curated record. The coding region runs from base 450 to 659 and encodes 69 amino acids.
AACGCUAGUGGUCCAUCGACCUUAUAAACAUGUCUGACGGCUGCGAAGAUCGUCGGACCAGGGCCCUAUCGUGCCGGUGAGUCAAUGACACGUACAUCCUCACUUGUUUCGACGGUCGAUGACCAGGGCCGGCGAUGGCCACAACGAGCGGUGCGCCUCCUCUUUCGUGCGAGAACUCGGGAGUCGAUACGGUCUUCGCUACUGAGACGACAGUGUCUCUCUACAGCUGCACUCUUCGAGUUCUACCGCGCUUUAUGCGUUACUUGUGCUGCUCUGCGGCUGUACGGCCGUCGCGCAUCGUUCAAGCGCGAGCGUAAGGAAGACACAGCCCAGAGAGGGUGACCCAGAAAGGUAUAUAAAGACUGGUCAAAUGUUGAAGACCGUCAGCAGAGCAAUCCGCCUCACUCAGCUUCACCACUUUCAACACCACUCAACAACUUCCAAACAACAUGCCGGCUACUCCAAAGACAACUCGUGCUACUGGUGGUGCCGCCACUGGCAAAACCCCCACGACCGCCGCUGACGCCUCCCGGAUACAGUCCACGCAGGCCAAGGCCGGCGCUGACACCGGCAAGGGCAGCUUUCCCGCUCGCACUCAGGCUUCGGCGGCGAAGAAUACUGGAGGUGCCCCGAAGGCUCCCAAGGGCAAGGCUGCAUAAUCACAACAAACCGGAUGUGAAGGUCUACUGAAAGUCUGUAAAGCACUGGGCUUGCCUGUGUAGAAAGCGAUGCUUCGUCCUGUAUCACGAAAAGCACACCUUAAAUACAAUGUACAUCACUAUUUAUCGCUCGCAU